AAAUUGCAGCUCUGCAUUUUCCUGUACUCAAACCGAAGCGCCCUCCUUUACCUCGUCGACCAUCAUUCGCAUCUAACUUCAUUGUAGCGGAUUGCACGUUUCGUGUCUUCAAGACUUAAAAUGCGUUACGUCGCCGCUUACCUACUUGCUGCUUUGGGAGGCAAUGAAGCCCCAACUGCUGAGAACAUCGAGAAGAUCUUGAGCUCUGUUGGUAUUGAAGCUGAAGCUGACAAGCUCAGUAAAGUGAUUGCUGAACUCAAGGGAAAGAACCUCCAAACCUUGAUGGCUGAAGGGCAAGCCAAACUUGCUUCCAUGCCAGCUGGUGGUGGUGCCGCCCCUGCUGCCGUCGCCGCUGCACCGGCCGGUGGAGCUGCCCCAGCCAAGGCUGAGGAAAAGAAGAAAGAGGAGAAGAAAGAAGAAUCCGAAGAAGAGGAUGAUGACAUGGGCUUUGGUCUCUUUGACUAAACCCUUCAUUUCAGUGUUUCUGACUGUUAACAACUGUGGGAAAUACAUUUUGAAAUGUCCAUAA
Messenger RNA from Daphnia magna, 529 nucleotides. It is a transcript of the gene RpLP2, whose product is annotated as 60S acidic ribosomal protein P2. Gene Ontology annotation, biological process: cytoplasmic translational elongation. Gene Ontology annotation, cellular component: ribosome; cytosolic large ribosomal subunit. The record is from RefSeq and is a predicted model, not a curated record. The transcript has 4 exons. NCBI's taxonomy places the organism in Eukaryota, Metazoa, Arthropoda, Branchiopoda, Diplostraca, Daphniidae. Gene Ontology annotation, molecular function: structural constituent of ribosome. The coding region runs from base 121 to 465 and encodes 114 amino acids.